This is a messenger RNA of Chilo suppressalis (striped riceborer), 5302 nucleotides long. The record is from the annotation of a GenBank genome assembly. NCBI's taxonomy places the organism in Eukaryota, Metazoa, Arthropoda, Insecta, Lepidoptera, Crambidae.
CGUAGAGAUACUUACUUCGAACAGUUUUAACGAAGAUGUUACGAAGAGCGAGUUUUUUAUUGGGCUGUUUGCUCUUGGUGUUUAUUGCGGAAACCACGAGUGAACAUGUGCCAUUUCCCUUUAUUACAACGGCACCACCACCAAAGUUUGAAGUCCGUUUUCGAAGAAAUGUGAACGACGAGCCGCUUUGGUUGUAUAAAGGUGAUGAUGUAAAUCGGGCACCAGCGACCGGUGAGCACCCGUAUCUGCCUCCGUAUAUUGAUGACAUCAAACUGGACCCGAAAACGAGGUACGCAAGAAGCGUCGACUCUCCGAGUGCAAAGCGGGGUGGUGGCAGCCACUCAACUUCCAGCAGCAGCAGAAACACUGGAGCUACUCACCCUGGAUACAAUCGCCGCAACGCACGUUCUCUGCACACUCCGACAAUAUUCAACCCUCCAUCUCCGACUUUCCCUAAACCCUUUGACCCCAUCUUCCCCAAGCCUGACUUCCCUGGUCCUAGACCCAUCUACCCUAUUUACGCGAGACACGCCCGGGAUGUCCAGAUGAACCCGCUACAGAAGCCUACUCAUUAUGACAUAACAAUCCCUGGAUGGAACCCCAACGCUCGUGUACAGCCGUGGCAAAAGAUUCGAGUCAGAACUGGCCGUGAUAUUCAUGAUAUUGAUUCUGAGGAAGACUCUAUUGAUUUAUGAAUUUUAUUGUCGUAAAUUACCUUUAGGGAAUUGUGCAUUACAGAGUACUUAUCAUAAAUUGACUGAUUUUUUUACUUGCUCAUUGUUGUCAAGAAUUAAUUAUCUAAUAAAAUUUUACUUACUUUUGCAUAUAUAACUAUCUUUAUUAUUUACUUUAAGCAAGGAUAAAAAGAAGAGAAAACCCAAGGCAGGGUUGUUCCGUAUUCAUCCUAUGACGUAUCAUUCCAUUUCCUUUCUCAUCUCAAACUUGUACUCUUAACUCAACCAUCAUUAUUUGAAUACAUUUUCUUAAGUCAACCCAAUUGCAUUCCUUACUCAUCCAUCCCAAGGUAAAUAUAAUAAAGUAUAGAUAGUAAAAUGAUGAUAAAUAUAUUAUGUACGCUAUAUUUAUAUGUACCUACUGCUUACUUAUAUACGAUGCGAUAUAACUAUUUAAUAUAUAUAUUUGUUUUAAUUUUAGUAGCUCAUAUUCUAUUGCCAUAACAUUUGUGUCCUACACCCUUACUAGUAGACUGCUAGAGAUUGCCUAUGGCGUUAAGUCCAUCGUUAACUGUUUUUUGGUAAAAAAUAAUAAAUAAAUCCAUCCUCAAUCAAUAAAUGAAAUGUGAAUAUUAGAUAUUAAGUAAAAAGAAACAAUGUUAGGUACGUGGUUUAUGAAAAUAGAUAACCUACACACUAGCAAUAAUAACAAACAUGGCUGGACUAAAUCUAAGUAUCAAGUAUAUAAAAUUCUUGUGUCACGGUUUUUUUACAAAACUCAUACGAAAAUACCUGAACGAUUCUUAUUCAAUUUUGUGUUUAUAUUCAGUAGGCCUGAGAAUAGGACUUAAACUAUUUUUCCUUCUAAACUUAGAGCAUAUAGUUACUUGGUAUAUGCUCUAAGCCCCUAAAUGAUCAGGGUGGUCCACCCUAAUUUUUUAAUUGUAUUUUUGGACAUUUUUUUUUUUAUGAUUCGGCAUUAAAAAGUACAUAUUACCGUAAAUUUUCACCCUCCUACCACCAAUUAUUUUCGCAUUCCAUUAAAAUGUGUUGCACAUCCUCCACUUUUCACAUAUUUCACAAUUAGGGGAAUGAUUUUUUUUAAAAGAAACAAGAAUUUAUUUAAUGGAAUAUGUCCGGAACGAAGUCGAUGCAUAAUCAUAAUAUAUGUACGACCUAUGUUACCAUUAGAAAAUAUAACUAGAAAAAAAUCCACGCGGACCAGGCAGCAGACGGGACUCGAACCCGCACCCUUCGCAAUCCGGGCGAAUGCACUGACCAAUUAUGCUACCGCGGCCCUCACGGACCGCGUCGAAAUUCUUUCUAGCUAUUCUUAAGCUGCAAGGCAGCGCCAUCUCUUCGCAUCAUAGGUAAACCCACAAUGUCAAAUGAAUACUUUUACAAGUAUUAUACAUUUGAAAGAAGAAAUAGCAAUUAUAGUUAUAAUUUUUAUUAUUUUUAAAGCAUGUAACUGCUUGAUGUUUAAAUCUAAAGAAAAUAUAACUAGAAAAAAAUCCACGCGGACCAGGCAGCAGACGGGACUCGAACCCGCACCCUUCGCAAUCCGGGCGAAUGCACUGACCAAUUAUGCUACCGCGGCCCUCACGGACCGCGUCGAAAUUCUUUCUAGCUAUUCUUAAGCUGCAAGGCAGCGCCAUCUCUUCGCAUCAUAGGUAAACCCACAAUGUCAAAUGAAUACUUUUACAAGUAUUAUACAUUUGAAAGAAGAAAUAGCAAUUAUAGUUAUAAUUUUUAUUAUUUUUAAAGCAUGUAACUGCUUGAUGUUUAAAUCUAAAGAAAAUAUAACUAGAAAAAAAUCCACGCGGACCAGGCAGCAGACGGGACUCGAACCCGCACCCUUCGCAAUCCGGGCGAAUGCACUGACCAAUUAUGCUACCGCGGCCCUCACGGACCGCGUCGAAAUUCUUUCUAGCUAUUCUUAAGCUGCAAGGCAGCGCCAUCUCUUCGCAUCAUAGGUAAACCCACAAUGUCAAAUGAAUACUUUUACAAGUAUUAUACAUUUGAAAGAAGAAAUAGCAAUUAUAGUUAUAAUUUUUAUUAUUUUUAAAGCAUGUAACUGCUUGAUGUUUAAAUCUAAAGAAAAUAUAACUAGAAAAAAAUCCACGCGGACCAGGCAGCAGACGGGACUCGAACCCGCACCCUUCGCAAUCCGGGCGAAUGCACUGACCAAUUAUGCUAAAGUUUAUAUGAAAAAUCUUAUUAUUUUAGUUAAACUUCAUGUUUGACUGAAAUCAAAUCGUGAACAGACUGAUAAAAAAUCAGAUUGGUUAAAAAAUAAGCUGCUCUGUUCACUAAUUACAUACGUAUGAAGUCGUGGGCAAAAGCUAGUUAUCUAUAAAAUGGUAUAUGUCUUAUCAAAUUUAAAUUAUUUUUAGCUUUAAAAGGGGUCACCAGAGGUUAUGGACUUGGCUAUAAGAACUAGAAGUGGUGUGAUCAAACCACUAUCAUGGCUUUUAUUGUAUGUAGUUGCAAUAAUGAACACGGUGAAAAAAAGCUUUAUUGAAUAUAUAUCCUGUAUAUAUAUUCAAUAAAGCUCUUUUUCACCAGGUCCAGUUAGUGACGUCAACAUGUUUUUUUUAGAUAUCUCGCACCUUGGGGUAUCCGAGAAUACCCCAUGUAUUUUCCGCGAUUUUUCUAAGUUAUCGAGUUAUAUUUUUUUGUGUAUUUUCAAUGAUUUCUGGUAGCGAGGUUUCAAAAAUUCAUAUCUUUGUUCGUAGUAGGUAAAUUGCAGUUUUUUUAUUGUGACAUAAUUGGCUAGAAUGUUGUUUUAAUAAAAAAAAAUAACUCAACUUCCAGAAAUUACUUAUAGUUACUCAAUAAAGGCUUGAAAGUUGGAACUUUAGUUUUUAGUAUGUUUAGGUCCAACUUUCAAGCCUUUUUUGAGUAACUUUAAGUAAUUUCAGGAAGCUGAGUUAUUUUUUUAUUAAAACGACAUUCAAGACAAUUAUGUCACAAAAAAAGACUGCAUAACACCUACUAAGAAAAAAGAUAUGAAUUUUUGAAUCCUCGCAGGCAGAAAUCAUUAAAAAUAUACAAAAAAAAUUAUAACUCGAAAACUAAGAAAAAUCGCGGAACAAACAUGGGGUAUUUUCGGAUACCCCCAGGUGCGAGUAAUCUAAAAUAAAUUGUUGACGUCACUAAUUUGACCAUCCUGUAUAUAUAAUAAAUAAAUAUUGCCAACACUCACACCAAUUAGCCUAGCCCCAAAGUAAGUACUAUAAGGCUUGUGUUAUGGGAUACUAGUAACAGAUAGAAUACAUAUACUGUACAUAUAUAAGUAUAUUCAUAUAGAAUUACAUAUUAAACAUCCAUGACUGGAGUACAAAUGCUCGUAUUCCUCACACAAACACCUGCCCCCACCGGGAUUCGAACCCGGGACCUCUCGAGUCGGCGACACCAUGAAACCCGGCGUACGAACCACUCGGCCACGGAGGUCGUCAAUAUAAUUAUAUAUAAACUCUAAAUCUUAAUCCAAAAGUUGUAGGUAUGUAAGUUAUGUUUUAUCAGUAAGUUUCAAGCUCAAUAGACUAUGCUGAUUAACAACAAUGUAAACAAACGAACGGGCCUUCCCUUUUUCUGAAUAAGAUGUUGUGUCAGGGAAAGAACCUGAAUAUCACUUUCCUCGAUAGCCCGUAUAAAUACUCAAUCAUGCCAGAUACACUUCAUAACGUACAGAUACUUCGAACAGUACUAACGAAGAUGUUGCGAAGAGCGAGUUUUUUAUUGGGCUGUGUGCUCUUGGUAUUUAUUGCGGAAACAACGAGUGGACAUUUGUUGCCCUUUGUUACAACGGCAUCACCACCAAAUUUUGAAGUCCGUUUUCGUAGAGAUGUCAACGAUGAGCCACUUUGGUUGUAUAAAGGUGAUGAUAUAAAUCGGGCACCAGCGACCGGUGACCACCCGUAUCUGCCUCCGUAUAUUGAUGACGUCAAACUGGACCCGAGCACGAGGUACGCAAGAAGCGUCGACUCUCCCAGUGCAAAGAGAGGUGGCGGUAGCCACUCAACUUCCAGUAGCAGAGGAAGCACUGGACCUACUCACCCUGGAUACAAUCGACGCAACGCACGAUCCCUGCACACUCCGACGAUAUUCAACUCUCCGUCUCCGACUAUCCCUAAACCCUAUGACCACAUAUUCCCUGGACCUAGACUACCUACUUACGAGAGACACGCCCGGGAUAUCCAGAUGAACCCGCUACAGAAGCCUACUCAUUAUGACAUAACAAUCCCUGGAUGGAACCCCAACGCUCGUGUACAGCCGUGGCAAAAGAUUCGAGUCAGAACUGGCCGUGAUAUUCAUGAUAUUGAUUCUUCAGAGGACUCUAUUGAUUUAUAAAUUUUAUUGUUGUAAACUUUGAUUACCUUUAUUACUUUACGGAACUGUUCAUUUCAUUGUAUCAUAAUUUAACUGUGAUUUUUUGUACUUGCUCGUAGCUGUCAAGAAUUAACAACCUUAGUAAUAAAAUGUUAUUUAUUUGACUUUGAAGUUUACUUUUUUUUAUUUACAUUAAAAAAAUAAGAAAACCUGGUAUUCCUACGCAACCUUUAACAUUAUUUUAAUAAAUUUACUUAAUUCAACCUAAUUGCGUUCCUUACUUAUCCAUCUCA